Choloepus didactylus (southern two-toed sloth) is the source of this 2098-nucleotide messenger RNA. RefSeq names its product ethanolamine-phosphate phospho-lyase (gene ETNPPL). Bases 167 to 1666 code for a protein of 499 amino acids. Gene Ontology annotation, molecular function: ethanolamine-phosphate phospho-lyase activity; pyridoxal phosphate binding; transaminase activity. The transcript has 13 exons. Gene Ontology annotation, cellular component: mitochondrion. Lineage: Eukaryota; Metazoa; Chordata; Mammalia; Pilosa; Megalonychidae. The record is from RefSeq and is a predicted model, not a curated record.
AAUACCCUAUCUGGUUGAUGUCACCAGGAAACUCCGACGCCCAGGGCAAGGGAACCCCAAAGGGAAUAACUUGAACGCCAGCCGCUGCGGCCGGCCCCGCACUCGGGAGGGAAGCGCAGCCACCGGGCAGGGGAGACUCCUCGCAGCGCCCGGCGGACCCACCACCAUGUGCGAGCUGUACAGCAAGCAGAACACCCUGGCGCUAAGGAGAAAGCACAUCGGACCCUCAUGUAAAGUUUUCUUUGCUGCGGAUCCCAUCAAAAUAGUGCGAGCCCAGAGGCAGUAUAUGUUUGAUGAGAAAGAUGAACAGUACUUGGACUGCAUCAACAACGUUGCCCAUGUGGGACACUGUCACCCUGAAGUGGUCAAAGCUGCCAUGAAACAGAUGGAACUGCUAAAUACAAAUUCUCGAUUUCUCCACGACAGCAUUGUUGAGUAUGCCAAGCGCCUUUCAGCAACCCUGCCAGAGAAACUCUCUGUUUGCUAUUUUACAAAUUCAGGCUCCGAAGCCAACGAUUUAGCCUUACGCCUGGCUCAGCAGUACAGAGGCCACCAAGACGUGAUCACUCUAGACCAUGCUUACCAUGGUCACCUGUCAUCUUUAAUUGAGAUAAGUCCUUACAAAUUUCUAAAGGGCAAAGAUGUCAAGAAAGAAUUUGUACAUGUGGCACCAAAUCCAGAUACUUACAGAGGAAAAUAUAGAGAAGACCAUGCAGACCCAGCCACUGCUUAUGCAGAUGAGGUGAAGAAAAUUAUUGAAGAAGCUCAUAAAGCUGGAAGGAAGAUUGCUGCCUUUAUUGCUGAGUCCAUGCAGAGUUGUGGCGGACAAAUAAUUCCUCCAGCAGGCUACUUCCAGAAAGUGGCAGAGCACAUCCACAGAGCAGAAGGUGUGUUUAUAGCUGAUGAAGUUCAAGUAGGCUUUGGCCGAAUUGGGAAACAUUUCUGGAGCUUCCAGAUGCAUGGCGAAGACUUUGUUCCAGACAUCAUCACGAUGGGAAAACCAAUGGGCAAUGGCCACCCGAUGGCAUGUGUGGUAACAACCAAAGAAAUUGCAGAGGCUUUCAGCAGCUCUGGGAUGGAGUAUUUCAACACGUAUGGAGGAAAUCCAGUAUCUUGUGCUGUUGGUCUGGCCGUGCUGGAUAUAAUUGAAAAUGAGGACCUUCAAGGAAAUGCCACACGUGUAGGGAAUUAUCUUAUUGAGUUACUGAACAAGCAGAAGGCUAAGCACAUUUUGAUAGGAGAUAUCAGGGGUGUUGGCCUUUUUAUUGGAAUUGAUUUAGUGAAGGACCAGCAGAAAAGGACCCCCGCCACAGCCGAAGCUCAACACAUCAUCUACAAGAUGAAAGAAAAGCGAGUGCUUCUCAGUGCCGAUGGACCUCAUAGAAAUGUGCUUAAAAUAAAACCACCAAUGUGCUUCACUAAAGAAGAUGCAGAGUCUAUGGUGGACCAGCUUGAUGAGAUUCUAACAGUUUUAGAAGCAGCCACGGGAGCCAAAGCUGAAGGUGUGAUCUCUGACAAUUUUCCAUGCAGAACCAAAAUACCUAAUGAAGCACACUUGGAAUUGCUCAGUGACAGCUCCACUGACUCCAAAGAAAAUUCCAUCAGAAAGAGAAAUGGGUUGUGUACAGAUAAACAUUCACUGCUCAGUAAGAGGCUGAAGACAUGAAAGAGUAACAAGAUAGAUGUCCAGAGUUAUGGAGAAUGAAUAGAUGUGUCUCUUCUCUUAGUAUCUCUGUAAAGGGGUAAUUUUCAUUCCAUUUAGGUUUGUAAAUAAAAAGGUCAGUGACUAAUAAGGAUAAACCAACAGAUAAUCAAACCAUGUCAAGAUUAUUCGUUCAGGCUCUAGUCUGUUAAUUCCUUACUUGAGAUUGCUGAACAUUCCUAAUUUAUUCUGCUGCAUUUAAACUUGCAAUCCAACAGUCGGUUGGAGUAUUCUCAUGUUUUAAUGUUUGAAAUUCAAGAGCAAAAUACAGUAGAUGCCUUAAUUUUGGAGACUCAGAUCCUUAAAAUAUGAAUUCUAUAAUGAUUUAAUAUAUAAGAAUAUGUGUAUAGAUUUUAAUAAAGUAAAAAAUGAUGUAAACCAAAACAUUUUUCAUUA